AUGGUCCCUUUAAGUAACAAUGAAGUAGAGUAUGAGGCUUCGAUUGGAGGACUCGAACUGGCCCGGGGACUAGAUUCCAAGGUCAUAGAAUUCAAGUUCGACUCACAGCUGGUGGAAGCAGGUUCUUAUCAGAAGAUUGGCGAGCGCGAAGUGGUAGAUUUCUUGUGGGGAAAAAUAAUCUGCAAGUUCGGAAUAUCAAAAGAGAUAGCAUGCGAUAAUGGGCCGCAAUUUAUUGGAGCAAAGAUCACAAAGUUCCUUGAAGAUUUGAAAUUAAAGAGGAUCACAUCUUCAUCCUACCAUCCGAGCACAAAUGGUCAAGCAAAGUCAACGAACAAAGUGAUUAUACAAAACCUAAAGAAAAUAUUGGAAGUGGCUAAAGGUAAAUGGCCUGAGGAACUACCCGGAGUUUUAUGGGCAUACCGAACAACGGCCAAAUCAAGCACAGCAGAAACUCCUUUUUCCCUUGUGUACGGAGCAGAAGCCUUAAUCCCGAUAGAAGUAGGGGUGCCCACCUUGAGAUAUUACCAAGCCAAUGAAGAAUUAAACAACUAA
Molecule: messenger RNA, 552 nt
Organism: Nicotiana attenuata
Lineage: Eukaryota; Viridiplantae; Streptophyta; Magnoliopsida; Solanales; Solanaceae
Exons: 2
Coding region: 1-552 (183 amino acids)
Biological process (GO): DNA integration
Molecular function (GO): nucleic acid binding
Source: RefSeq, a predicted model, not a curated record